CAGAGCAUGUCGUACGCGUCACCCGUGCGAUCACGCUGGUCAGCCGCAGCAUCGUUCAGAACACUAUUGCGCCUUGCUACCCUUAGCACCGGAAUCGUUCGUUGCGGCGCGUGGCUUGCAGUGGGUCCUCGAGGACGUGCGAGCAGUAUCUCCGCCUUUGUCGGCAGCAGCAACUCGGCCGUCGCCAGAUCACGCAAGACCAGCGUCAACAGCAUGGCUGCAAGCCCUCUCAUGGAAGGUGCAGGGGAUCACAUCCAGCGGGUCGAUACUCUGGAAACCGAGAGAGCGCUUGUCAGCAAGUACGAGGCCUUCGUGUUCGAUUGCGAUGGCGUUUUAUGGGGAGGCAGCCACGCCAUCGAGGGUUCACUGGACACGGUGAAGGCGCUACGGCGCGCCGGCAAGCGCACCUUCUUCGUGACGAAUAACUCGAGCAAGAGUCGAAGACAGUACUGUGUCAAGCUCGAAGGAUUUGGGGUGCACGGCGUGGGUGUCGAAGACAUCGUCACAUCUGGCUCGGCGAUCGCUGCCUACGUUAAACUCUCUCACCCGGAUGUACAGACCGUAUACAUGAUCGGGGAGGAGGGGCUCGAAGAGGAGCUUGAGAUGGUUGGGCUGAGGGUCGUGAAGGAGGAGGCGAGGCCAGCUCCGGGUAUGACGGAGGACGAGUUUCGUGAGAACGUCACGGACCCAGAGGUUGGGGCUGUUGUCGUGGGACUGGACACGUCCUUCGGGUUUCGCCAGCUGUGCGUUGCCUCCAGCUACAUCCAGAGCGGGGCUCACUUCUUGGGGACAAACCCGGACGUCGCCGACCGAGUGGGAAGCCUGCUCAUGCCUGGAACAGGGCCUAUGUUGACCAGCAUACAAACAGCCUCAGGGGUGGCACCAGUGGUCGUCGGCAAGCCCAACCCUCUCCUCAUCCGCCAACUGAUGGACCAGAAUGGCCUCGCAGCAUCCAAGACGCUCAUGGUCGGCGACAGGUUGGACACGGACAUAAUGUUCGGAAACGCCGGAGGGGUUUCCAGCGCGCUGGUGUUGACAGGGGUCAGCGAGAUGUCCGAUGUCGUGGGGCUGCAGGCCGGCGGGGACAAAACGCCCACAUAUCUCCUGGAAAGGUUGGGAGCUUUGUUGCCCGCAGCGACCGAGGCAGCAGAGGCGGCGACAGAAACUUCGGCCGUCGCAAAGAUGUGA
This is a messenger RNA of Ectocarpus siliculosus, 1188 nucleotides long. NCBI's taxonomy places the organism in Eukaryota, Phaeophyceae, Ectocarpales, Ectocarpaceae. The record is from the annotation of a GenBank genome assembly.